AUGAGGUUUGUGGAAUCUGGAAAAUUGAAGCUUUGGAGAAGAAAGGAGCUACUGGGAAUUCAGAUGGUUAAUGGAUGUGGAAUUCUGCGUUUUUGGAGUGUUGGAGGAGAGGAAGCUGCUGGGUUAAUUUCAGUUGAAACUGGAAAAGUUAUCGGGUUAAGGCGAGUACCCAUAAGCUGUGCUGUUCGUUUCCGACCCUGUAUUGAUAUACACAAGGGGCAAGUAAAACAGAUUGUUGGGUCGACGCUUUUGGAUUGGAAGGAAUAUGGGCCGGCUCUGGUUACCAAUUUCGAGUCGGAUAAGUCGGUGGGGGAGUAUGCAAAGAUGUAUAAGGAAGAUGGGCUUACAGGUGGCCAUGUGAUAAUGUUGGGGGCAGAUCCUUUGAGUAGAGCUGCGGCCAUUGAAGCUCUGCAUGCCUAUCCUGGUGGUUUGCAGGUAGGAGGUGGGAUCAAUUCAGAUAAUUCUUUGCAAUACAUAGAAGAAGGGGCUAGCCACGUCAUUGUCACUUCUUAUGUAUUUAAUAAUGGGCAAAUGGACCUUGAAAGGCUUAAAGAUCUUGUUUGUGUUGUUGGAAAAGAAUGGCUUGUUUUAGACCUUAGUUGUAGAAAGAGGGAAGGUAAAUAUGCAAUUAUCACAGAUAGAUGGCAAAAGUUUAGUGACAUGUAUCUUGACAAGGAAAUAUUAGACUUCCUUGCCAAGUAUGCAGACGAGUUUCUGGUACAUGGUGUCGAUGUGGAAGGGAAAAAGUAAGUCAUUUUUAUUGCCAUACA
Rosa rugosa (rugosa rose) is the source of this 770-nucleotide messenger RNA. Its product is annotated as 1-(5-phosphoribosyl)-5-[(5-phosphoribosylamino)methylideneamino] imidazole-4-carboxamide isomerase, chloroplastic-like. Gene Ontology annotation, biological process: L-histidine biosynthetic process; L-tryptophan biosynthetic process. The coding region runs from base 1 to 750 and encodes 249 amino acids. Gene Ontology annotation, molecular function: 1-(5-phosphoribosyl)-5-[(5-phosphoribosylamino)methylideneamino]imidazole-4-carboxamide isomerase activity. NCBI's taxonomy places the organism in Eukaryota, Viridiplantae, Streptophyta, Magnoliopsida, Rosales, Rosaceae. Gene Ontology annotation, cellular component: cytoplasm. The record is from RefSeq and is a predicted model, not a curated record. The transcript is spliced from 7 exons.